AUGGCCGAUUUCACCACCGGAGAGGAAGCUGCUGCCAAAAAGGCCUCUAGAUCUUUCAAAAAGUACUCUUACCGAGGUGUUGAGCUUGAUCAACUCCUCGACCUCUCCAAUGAGGACUUCAUUGAGCUCGUCCACGCCCGAGCUCGAAGAAGGUUCCAAAGAGGUCUUAAGAGACGACCCUUAGGUCUCAUCAAGAAGCUCCGAAAGGCCAAGAAGGAAGCCGGACCUAACGAGAAGCCCGCCAUGGUCAAGACUCACUUGCGAGACAUGAUCAUCGUCCCAGAAAUGAUCGGAAGUGUUGUCGGUGUCUACAACGGUAAAACUUUCACCACUGUCGAAGUUAAGCCUGAGAUGACUGGACACUACCUCGGAGAGUUCUCUAUCACCUACAAACCCGUCGGUCACUCUCGAGGUGCCAACAUGAAGGACUCUCGAUUGUGA
This is a messenger RNA of Kwoniella botswanensis, 441 nucleotides long. Its product is annotated as 40S ribosomal protein S15. Gene Ontology annotation, cellular component: cytosolic small ribosomal subunit; ribosome. Bases 1 to 441 code for a protein of 146 amino acids. Gene Ontology annotation, molecular function: structural constituent of ribosome. The record is from RefSeq and is a predicted model, not a curated record. Gene Ontology annotation, biological process: ribosomal small subunit assembly; translation. The transcript has 5 exons. Lineage: Eukaryota; Fungi; Basidiomycota; Tremellomycetes; Tremellales; Cryptococcaceae.